Molecule: messenger RNA, 624 nt
Organism: Trichomonas vaginalis G3
Lineage: Eukaryota; Parabasalia; Trichomonadida; Trichomonadidae
Product: protein of unknown function, DUF4106 family
Exons: 1
Coding region: 1-624 (207 amino acids)
Source: RefSeq, a predicted model, not a curated record
AUGUCAAAAGUUCAAGCCUCUGUCGUUAAAGUUCCAGACAGUGAACUCAUUGAAUUUCUUCAACGUUACAUUCGACGUAAGAGGAAAUAUUAUGCCAUCGUUGAAUUUAUACAGUCAGGAAUGCAAAAGACUUCUGAGGAGAUGGAAAGAAUUAUUGACAAACACCACUUACGUCAAUACUCAGGAGUUUACGAUAUGAAACGACUUACAAACUACAUUCUGUCAAAACUUUCAAAAUACCCCUUCAAAAAAUAUCCAUCAAACACUUUAUUAGUUUGUGAUGAUUUCGCUGGUAAAGGUUUAGUGUCAAAACCAGACUCACCAUUAGCUAACAUCAUUACUAAAGUCAGACAUUACCACUUAACUGUAGCAAUACUUAUGCAAACAUGGAGGUUUUUAGCUUUAAACAUAAAACGUCUCAUAACUGACUUCGUUAUCUUUCAAGGUUUCUCACGUUAUGAUAUUGAACUCAUUUGGAAACAGUCAGGUAUAACAUUACCUUUUGAAGAAAUUUGGGAAGCAUAUAAGUCUCUCAUCUCUCCUCGUUCAUACCUUGAGAUUCAUAUCAUGACUAAUACCAUUAAAGUCAAAAAUAUUCCAUGGGAACGACCAACAUUGUUUUAA